Oppiella nova is the source of this 1335-nucleotide messenger RNA. The record is from the annotation of a GenBank genome assembly. NCBI's taxonomy places the organism in Eukaryota, Metazoa, Arthropoda, Arachnida, Sarcoptiformes, Oppiidae.
AUGAUGAUGGAGCGGCUGAGUUGGUAUGUCGGCGAACAGAACCUGAAGACCGAACUCAAGGAUCCCUCCAAACUGUUUGCCGACUACGCCGUUGGUGUACUGGACCUGGCGUUCAAUCAGGACGAGCACCGGGCGAACGACGUGCUCAGCGAGACAUCCGUCGACUGGAACUACAAUACAGCGGUGGACAUCGCGGCCAACGCCCGCGUCAGGGGGUUCUUAGCGCACCCUUGCUGUCAGAAAUGGCUGACCAACACAUUCCUGGGCAAUAUUCGGCUCCGGGAGAUGAGUUGGGGUCUGUUUUCAAUACCGCCGUCCGUUAAAAUACUGCUGUCGGCGCUACUCGUGUUCCCGAUGUACAUAUGGGUGCGCUUUCGAGACACGGACCAAAAGACGGGUCAAUACGAUAAGAAUGAGGAACUGGAGGAUGAGAGGGACGCCGCCGAUGAGGAACAGCAUCUGAUUAACGCCGAGAGUCAGGCCCAGAAUGCGGGAACGGGAGGUAAUUUUGGCGCUAAUAUAAUUGGAGGUAUGGGCGACGCGCUGGAGGAGGCGUUGGGAAAGCCGGGGGAAAUCAUAUCGAAAAAUAUCGAUGACCGCCGCUUAAGAGAANGGGAAAUCAUAUCGAAAAAUAUCGAUGAGUUCGCGACGAAUGCCCGGCACUACCAGACAGUGAUCCGGAACCGGGAGCUAUUGAUACGCAAACAGCCGCCGCUUAAGAGAAUGGUGUGCGAAAUGUGGUCGGCGCCCAUCACUAAGUUCUGGACGUUUAACAUGUUUUACAUCAUAUAUUUAGUGUUGUUCAGUCUGGCCCUGGUAUGGCCAUCGUGUGGGAACUACUACUUGGACUCCACUGUGUGCGCGUGGACUGCGUUGAUACUGCUGGAGCACAUCCGACGAACAUUCAUAUUGUACCGGAAGUACACUUCUGUGCCAAUGGUGUUCAAGUGCAUGGAGAUCGUGGCUAUCAUAGUGUUUGUGGUGAUCUAUACGGCCGGCCGGGUAUUCGAUCGCCGAAUAUUCUCGUACUACACGAUGAAAGUGAUGCUAUCCGUGGGGUUACUCUACUUUUAUUACCGCUUAUUCGCCUUCCAUUUGCCGAUUAGCCCCACUCUGGGGCCACUACUGUACCGCCUGAAGCUCAUGAUUACCGUCGACUUUGUGGACUUCAUGCGAAUGGCGCUAAUUGUCAUCUGUAGCUCAGGAGUGGUCAUACAGGCCGUCCUAUACCCGGAUCAGCCGUUGAGUCUAAUAAUGUUCCGGAAGGCCUUCCACAGGGCGUUCUUCACGUUAUUUUUGACACCGACUGAUGAACUCAAAGGUAUGUCACAAAUG